CUGUAUAUUUUCAUUUUAUUUCAUUAAUUUCAUUACUUCUUAGUUCUUACUUCUUAGCGCCUAGUAUUCGUACGGCGUACCUACUACCUAGUUGUCGGAAAUUGCACUUUAUCUUUCUACUACUUGGCUUCGUGAUGAAAGUCUGAAGUUGUAGGAUGUAGAUGAUACAGACGUGUUCGCCAACGCUAAAAGUCAACCAGUGAAAAUAGACGCUGCAAGUGUUUUCCGACGGAUUUGCGAUUGUUGUUUUUUUGUAAUUACCUAUUUAAAAUUUAUUUGAGAGUACUUAGUUUGUGUUAUAGUGAAGUACAUUUUUUAAAAGUGACACGGUCGGAGUUUCUAUAAGUAUGUAUUGUAUUGGCAAUCUCGAAUGGCUGAAAUGUAUUUGUUUGAUAACGACACAUAUUUAAUGAUGUCGUUUAACAUAACAUAAUUCUAAUAGUAAUAUUUUGUUGUCAAGAGUGUAUAUUUUAGUGUUAAGGCGAUCAUUCCGUUGAGCGCGUUUGGUACCGUUGCCGUCGGGUUGUCGUAACAUGUCGCUCGUAUCGAUUCGGUUUGGCCUCUGGACGUUUCGCAUAACCGGUGGCCAAGUCACGUAAAAAGAACCGACGUUCCGUUUGUUCGUCGCGUUUCACUUGUGAACUACGUUACGAUUGUGUUUCGGUUACUUUUCAUCCGGUUCUAUUCAUUUAUUUAAAAAAAUAAAUGAAUUAUACGUAUUUCCGUAAUUUUCAAUAUCGCAUAUUAAAUUACCGUUUGUUGUUAGAAUCAUCAAAUCGUAUAAUAUGGUUGUAUAUACUGUAUACUACUUAUCUAAUCACAAAAUGUUGUGAUCGUCUAGAAAAUCGUUAAUCCAAAGUCUACCUAUGUUGUUAUUACUGUAUGUUUACAGUUUAUAAUAUUCCUUUAAAAAAUCAUAACCUUUUGUCAUAAUUCUGGCAGGCUGAAAAUUAUAUUAAUAACUAAUCAAUUGUUUUCUAAAUUACAUAACCAGUAUUACUCUAUUUACAUUUUGAAAAGUAGCUGUAUUUUUUCUAAUUUAAUCAUCUUAAAUGUAUUCGAGAGUUAUGUGGAGAAUAACAGUAAAUAAUACUCAACGUAGAAUUAAUACAAUCUGUAUUUUUAUUCUAAAUUCAGAGUUUGGAUAAUUUUUGAUAUUACAUAACUAUGAUGAGUUACUAUUCUUCACUAUUAUUUGAAAAUAAAAAUACAUUAUCAGCACCUUCUAACUCCAUUAAAUUUCGUUAUCAUUAUUCACUUGCCAUCCUAUAAAUUAAUAUUUCUUGAUCCUUUUCCCUUUUUCGUUCGGCGCUAUCGUUUAUUGAGUCAUGACUCAUCAUCUGGACAUUUAUGAAUCCAAGUAAUUCUGACAGCUCAGCUAUUGGUAUGAACUCAGAAAAUGUCUAGAAAUGAAAGGCUUAGAGUUGACAAAAGAGCCUCGACUAGUCGUGCUAGGUCUAAAGAUUCUCCAAGAAGGGAAUUGGAGAAUGUUGUAAAACGAGCUCGUAGAGAUAAAGAUCAAAGUCAAUAUUGGAUAAAUAAAGUAUUGGAAGCCGAAGAAAAAGAUCCUAACAGGUGGAAACAUUCUGGUUUUAAAGAACUCUACACCGAUAGGCGAUCUAGAUCUAUCAGUAAACGCUCAUCUAGCAGUUUCUCUUCUAGUUAUUCACGCUCAUCAAUGCAUAGAUCAUUAUCACGUAGAAGAAGAAGAAUGUUAUCACGUUCCCCCGAUAUAAGACGUGCACGCCGUUCUUUAUCUAUAAGGCGUGCAUCUCCAUUAUCAAGACGUCGUUCACCUUAUCGUUCUAGAAAAUCUCCAUUAGCUCUUCAUUCUAGAAGAAGACGUAAAUCUUCUUCAGAAUCCCCGGUAGCUAAUGGUUCACGUACAAGACGUUCCCGAUCAUUAAGCAGAAGACGGAGGUCUCCGAUCUUGAAUCGUAACCGCAGAAUUGUUUCACCUCCUCCAAAAAAACGAGGAUCUAGGAAGCACGGCAGAAAACGCAAUCGACACUCAUCUGAGGAAGCGCGUUCGUCCAGCGUAGGCAGUUGUUCAGAGUCUCAUUGUUCAGUGUGUGAGGACGCUAGAUUAUCAAUGGUCAGACGUGAGCCGCCUCCAGAACCAUUGGCUCGACCGAAAUCUCCGAAAAUGGCCAGAUCAAUUCCAAUUCAUGAGCGAUCUAGGUCAAGAUCGUUUUCGGUUCCAAGAUACACACCGGUAGUAGAAGUAAGUUCUACGACUAGUUUAUCUAAAGGAAGUGCACCUCCAGAACCGGCGCCAACAAAAGCUAAGCGUUCUAAGAAAAUCAAAUCGCACAAGAAGAAAAAAUCACAUAAAUCUAAGUCUUCCCACAUCGAAACUGCGGUUUUACAUCAACAAUCAAUAAAAGUGGAAUCCAUGUCCGAUGAUGACUCGAGUAUUGGUGGCUCAGACAUGCCAAUGAGUUCUUCGUCCGGAGCCCAUUUAACUCUUUCUGAACGUUUUAGUAAAAUGGCUCAAAUGGGUCGAGCACACGAGUUACCUCAAAGAAGUCUUCGUGUAACGGCUGGUGACGAUUACAGAGUUGAAAUUGGCUCACCACCUCAUCCGUUUCCUACUCCCGCUAUUGGAUCUUUGCCAGAGGGCACAUCCAUUGAAGACGUCAAAGGUCGUUAUGCUUAUUACAAAGAACAAGGAUAUUUAGGUGAUCUUUCGUUGAGCGAUUACGUCAAAUGGGAGGAAUGGUGGUAUAAAUAUCAAGAUUGGCUGGAAGCGGAAAGAGCGUACGAUGCACAUUUGGAUAGGUACGCUAGAGACAGAAGAUAUAGAGAUGAGCCUCCCAUAUUUUAAUGUCAUAGAGUCCCAGUUCAUUAUUCAGAAGACAACUUGUGUUAAAAAAAAUUGAUAAAUUUAGCAUGGUAUAUACAUGUAUAUAUCUGACCAUAUGAAUCCCUAAUAAUUGCAAAAAUUAAUUAAUAUAAUCAGUUAUAUUAUAUUUACAAUAUUGGAGGCCAGUUAAAAUGCUAAAUCCCAAAAUAAAAAUUAUUCUUACAUAAUUUAUAAGCUCUUUUGUUUGGUUAAUGUUUCAUUAAUCAUUGAGUUAUUGUUACUUUUUUAUAUUUCUUUUACAAAUUUUAAUUAUUUUUUUGUUAAAAACAAAAUAUGUUUCUUUUGAAGUCGUAAUUAUUUUAUCAUUUGAUUUUCAUGUAAAUAGACUAAACUUAUUAUAACAGCCAGUAACUAAGUUUUAAUAAAAGAUACGUAGGAUAUGUUGAAUAAGUAGAUAAUGUGUAAUAUUAAAAAAUACUUAAGUCACCUAAAUACUUUAAACUAAACACAACUAUGUAUUUUAUGUUUAGUGAUUAAUAAUAUUAGAUGAUCCGUUUGUUAUUGAUAAAAUAAUGAUAAUUAUUAUAUACAUAUAUAUAUUACCUAAGAGUUUGAACAUGUUUUUAUUUGUUUAAUAUAACAAGUUACCUCAACUAUUCCUCUAUUUAUUAAAUUUAUAAUUUGUAGACAAGAAAAAAGUUGAAUGAGCAAUUUAAAAGUUAUAUUUUUUUUGUAGGAUGGCACCUAUUAAUAUGUCAUUUUUUCGAACUUUCAGAUGAAUACAAUUACUAUUGUACAGAAUAAUGUAUCCUGAAGUAUUAUCUUUCAUAUUAGGAACCAUAAUAGCUUGAUAAUGAAAGCCACCCACACAUGCCAUAUUAGGCCACUGUAAUACCCAUUUUAAUAUUAUUAAAAAAAUAUUACACUAUAACUGACAAAAAGUGACAUAUUAUUAUUUUUUGCCAUUAGCCAUCCUACCACAGAUUUAAAGCGUGUAAUUAUGAGUAGAUCUAGAUUAAUUGCUUAAAAUGUAAUCAAAUUUUACAAACCUUGCUUAUUUUUGUGCUAUAUUUAUAACAUUUUCUUUUUUUUUUGUAAUUUGAUUAGAAUUUUCAAUUUGUAAUCAUAAACAAAAAAUAAAAUAAAAAUAUAUACAUUUUU
Molecule: messenger RNA, 3967 nt
Organism: Adelges cooleyi (spruce gall adelgid)
Lineage: Eukaryota; Metazoa; Arthropoda; Insecta; Hemiptera; Adelgidae
Product: serine/arginine repetitive matrix protein 1
Exons: 8
Coding region: 1400-2827 (475 amino acids)
Source: RefSeq, a predicted model, not a curated record